Messenger RNA from Cheilinus undulatus (humphead wrasse), 1896 nucleotides. It is a transcript of the gene riok2, whose product is annotated as RIO kinase 2 (yeast). The transcript is spliced from 10 exons. Gene Ontology annotation, biological process: maturation of SSU-rRNA; protein phosphorylation. Gene Ontology annotation, cellular component: preribosome, small subunit precursor; cytosol; nucleus. Gene Ontology annotation, molecular function: ATP binding; protein serine/threonine kinase activity. NCBI's taxonomy places the organism in Eukaryota, Metazoa, Chordata, Actinopteri, Labriformes, Labridae. The record is from RefSeq and is a predicted model, not a curated record. The coding region runs from base 123 to 1655 and encodes 510 amino acids.
GUAUUUUACGUGACCCGAACUUCCGCCUUGCACGUGUGUUUACUAAAAAUGUGGACACUCAGCCGAUGAACUAACAGUAAUAACUUUCCUAAAACGGUGACUGUUUGCGAUUAGGUAGAAAUAUGGGGAAGCUGAAUGUUGUUAUGUUGAGAUACUUAUCUCGAGAUGACUUCCGGGUCCUCACUGCGGUUGAAAUGGGAAUGAAAAACCAUGAGAUUGUUCCAGUGAGUCUCCUGUCCUCCAUUGCCAGCCUCAGACAUGGCGGCUGCAACAAGAUUCUCAGAGAGCUCGUCAAACACAAACUUGUUGUCUAUGAACGCACUAAGACUGUGCAGGGUUAUAGGUUGAACUAUGGAGGGUAUGACUACCUAGCUCUGAAGACUCUGUGCUCUAGAGAAGUGAUCAUCUCAGUUGGCAACCAGAUGGGUGUGGGUAAAGAAUCAGAUAUAUAUAUUGUGGCAAGUCCAAAUGGAGAGCAGUAUGCUUUGAAGCUUCACAGACUGGGUCGCACCUCCUUCAGGAACUUGAAGAACAAGAGAGAUUACCACAAACACAGGAAGAACAUGUCCUGGCUCUACCUCUCACGCCUUUCUGCUAUGAAAGAGUUUGCCUACAUGAAGGCUUUGUAUGACCGGGGCUUUCCUGUUCCUAAACCUGCGGACUAUAACAGACAUGCUGUUGUGAUGGAACUUAUCAAUGGAUAUCCACUGUGUCAAGUUCAUGAGCUGCAGGAUCCUCCAGCUCUGUACAACGAGUUCAUGGAGCUCAUAGUCAAACUGGCCAAUCACGGCCUGAUUCACGGAGACUUCAACGAGUUUAACCUGAUGUUGGACAACAAGGACCACAUAACUAUGAUAGACUUUCCUCAGAUGGUUUCCACCUCACAUCCUAAUGCAGAAUGGUACUUUGACAGAGAUGUCAAAUGUAUCAGAGAUUUCUUCGCAAAACGAUUCAAUUACGAGAGCGAGCUCUUCCCAACCUUCAAAGACAUCAGGCGGUCCUGUUCUCUGGAUGUUGAAGUUUUAGCCAGCGGCUUCACCAAAGAUAUGGAGAGGGAUGGUGCAUUGCUUCACCCAGCUGGACCUGAAGGAGAAGAUGAUGAUGAAGAGGAGGAUGAUGAUGAAGACGAAACAGAUGAGGAAGCAGAAAAAGGAGAGAGUGUGAACAUGGAGGAAUAUAAACAUGCAAUGCUGGAACUGGAAGGACUCAAAGUCAGUGACACACAAGAUGAUGACAGAGAAGCUGAAGAGCAGAAUGAGACUGAGACAAAGCCUGCUGCCUGGUGUGAUGAAGAGGCAGAGAGGGACAGAGAGGAAGAGCUGAAUGAGGAGGAAGAUGAGUGUCCAGAGCUGGCAGACCUUUCUACCUGCAACAAAGAGUUCAAGCCCUUCAGAGACUCGGACAGUCUUCUACACAUAACAGAGCACACCAGAAGGAGGACAGACAGCGAGGCCACAGCAGGCAGCAUAGGGAGCUGUUCCACCAUACCACCAGAGGUCGUCCGUCAGAAGGUGCGGAGGCAGCUCACCAAACAGCAGAAGGCAGCACAGAGGCGGCGUCUGCAGAAGGGAGAGGCCAACCUAGUGACCAAAUCCAGGAGAGAGAACCAAAAUAACAUCAAGUCUAGUAUGGAGAGUGCUUCAUUCUGGGGAUAAAUGGGACUGAUGUAAUGGACAGAUGGGAUCUGUAUAAACAUGUGUGUUUUUGUUUGGUGCUGCUUGUUCCUCUGCUCCUUUUUUGUAAGAGACUAAAACACACCAUGGACUAUGAAAAAAUCAGCUGGAGCUUUUCUGUGCAUCAAAUCAAUCGGCAUAUUGUCAUUAAAAUACACAAGGAGUACAACACUUUAAAAGUUUUCCAAGAAUUAUGAUUGUUAAUUAAACCAUGUAAACAUGA